UUAAUCCCCCUAUCGCAUAAAAACAUGGAUAGAAUACUGAAAUUUCAAUUAUUUAAAGAAAAAAUAAAAUAAAAUUACAGCCGACACAAAUUGAAUUCAAUCGAACAAAGAAUAUUUGUACUGUUUUUAAUUACAUUACACAAUUUAUGUGAAAACCUAAAACAGUUCUAGCGAACUAAUAAUGUGUCUUAGAGGGGGCGCAAUCUAGGGAAAACAAGUAACAACAAAUCACACAUGUAUUUAUUCAUUUAUUUAUUCAUUUAUUUACAGACUAGUAAAGAGGAAACUGACGGAAACUGACACAGCCCCCUCGGACUUCCACGUGUCACGUGAGUAUAGAAAACAGCUGCAACUUUGUGGAUACGUUACAUUUUUUUGUAUUCUCUUGGUAAAGGCACUCGGACAAGAAGCAUGGCACCUACAGCUGCAGCAAAAUUGGGCUACAAACCCCCUGAUGGAGGCUGGGGCUGGAUGGUGGUGCUGGGAGCUCAUAUUUCCAUUGGAUUUGCUUAUUCUACGCCAAAGGUUCUGUCCAUUUUCUUUAAAGCUAUUCAAGAGGACUUGAAGGCCAGCUCCAGUAAGAUAGCCUGGAUUUCCUCCAUCAUGCUGGCAGCUAUGUACGCAGGAGGACCUGUGAGCAGCAUGUUAGUCAACCGCUUUGGAAGCCGUCCAAUGGUAAUACUAGGGGGACUGCUGUGUGGAGUCUCUAUGGUGGCCGCUUCAUUUGGGAACUCCAUUGUCUACAUUUACUUUUUCAUCGGCAUCAUUGGAGGUAGUGGACUGUGCUUGAACCUGAACGCCUCUCUGACCAUCAUCAGCAAGUACUUCCUGGACAGGCGUCCUUUAGCCAAUGGUUUGGCCAUGGCAGGGAGUCCAGUGUUUCUGUGCAUCGUUGCUCCCCUGAACCAGUAUUUGCUUGAUAAGUUCGGCUGGAGAGGAAGUCUGCUCAUUCUCGGGGGUCUGAUGCUAAACUGCUGCGUCGCCGGUGCUCUAAUGCGACCUGUCACUUUAGCGUGUAAGAGAUCUUCCAAAGUAUCGCUCAAGAUGGUCGAAGAACAGCAAAAUACGAACAACACUAAACCAGAAGGUGGCUGCAUGAAGAAUGCAAAGGCAUUCAUAAAUCUGUCUUUCUUCAAGGAAAAGGGCUUUGUCUUUUACCUCAUUGGAAACAUGAUGUUUAUUUUUGGAGCCUACGCGCCUAUCGUGUUUCUGCCGGCCUACGCCAUCAGUAAAGGUGUGGAGGACUACUCUGCAGCAUACCUGCUCUCUAUUAUGGGCUUCGUGGACAUGUUUGUUCGUCCUGGCACUGGCCUGCUGGCCAACAGCCGGUGGAUCAGGCCCAGAAUCCAGUACUUCUUCAGCUUUGCUAUGGUUUUCAAUGGUGCCUGCCACUUGGUCUGCCCGCUGCUGGACAGUUACGCCCUCCUGGUGGCUUAUGCAGUGUUUUUCGGUGUUGGAUUUGGUAUGGUUUUUGCACUGAUAUUUGAGUGCUUAAUGGACCUGAUGGGAAGUAAGUGCUUCCCCAGCGCCGUUGGACUUGUCACCAUUAUCGAGUGCUUCCCCAUGCUGCUGGGACCUCCAACUGCAGGGUUACUGGUGGACAUCUCUCAUGACUACAAGUACCUCUUCUUCAUGUGUGGAUCAGUGAUCACCGCGGGUGGACUCUUCCUCUUUGUGACAAACAUCUACUACUACCAUACCCUGGACAACAAGAGGAAACAAAAGGACAAUGAACAGAUGAGUAAAAGUUCUGAGAACCAGGAGAGAUUAAGCUUCAUGGAGGGUGAAAUAAAACUCACUACUGAAUCAGAAAUUGAACCAAGGAAGCCUGAGACCAAAGAAGAGACGGAACAUCUAGCUGCAAAUAACACAGGGACUCUGGAAUAAUUGUUGUCCAUUUUUCUUGUUAGUAUAUUACAGCAAAGUAUCACGGCAAAAGACCCCAGUAGUAAGGCAAUGAUGUAUUUACAGUACACUACAAAUAAUUCAAAUAAUUUGUUGAAAAAUACAAAAAAAUGAUGCACACAAUUUUCAGGCAAGGAUACUCUACUCUUUCACAAAUUCAUACAAACAAACACUUUCUGGUGUGCACCAAUUUUAACCUCAGUCGCUGUGAUCAAACUUGGUGACUACAAAACUGUGGCCUACAAAUGCAGCCUAGUGCUGCCUGCCUUGGAGGACCAUAAAGGCUUCUUUCCAUUUAACCCUUCUGUGCAGCGCCUCAGAGUUUUGCUGCUUCCUCGAACAAGAAGCGGAUAUCUUCCAAUCGCACACAACAAUCCUUUAACAAGUAGGCCAUGGGUUGCCCAAAAACAAUUAGCAGUUAAAGUUUCCACCUUCCAUACCUGCAUGUGCAGAGGACUGUGGGUGACGAUCCACUCUUCAAUCUUAUCAUUUCUGUGUGGGAAGUUCUCAGACUUUGGCUGGAAUUCAAGAAUUCUGCACAUUGAAUUAGCAGCGGCCAGUGAUGUAACAUCCUUGAAAUUCCGUUGUCUCUGUAUUUUCCCUGACUUUGAGAAUCGGCUGCAGUGUACUAAUGGUUUGGUUUCACCUUGUUAACACAGUCUAGUUAAGAUGAAACGGGACCAAAACCUCUUUCAAUUCAUCACUCUCUUUUGAGGGUUCUAUUCCGUCCGUACCCUCAGGUGAGCUUGACCUCUGCUGUUACAGCAACUUUUAAUCCUUCUCCUUUUUUAAACACCAUUUUCCAAGUGCUGCAGCUACAGCCCGUGCCUCAGUGUUUUAGCAGUCUACUGUAUGUAGCCAUUUCUAAUGGAUACACCUUGAAACGAUUGUAGUUUUUGUUUGGUGGUUUCUUGUAGGCUGAAUACAAUGAUUCAUUAAUUUAACAACAAUGAGAAUAUGACUGGAGAGUAUCUCACAGGUGAGGUGUGAAUGUUACACAGGCAGCUUCUUUAUCCAAACACUGUGAACUGUUAAACUGUGAUAAUAAAUCUAAAGGUUUUUACGUAAAAUGUCAUAUUUAUGACAUGUUCUACCCUUUACGUGGCUCUAUCUGUAGCUCAUUAACGGUUUUUGCUUUUAUGCUCCUCUUCCUCCCCACAUUUAUCUAUACAAUAACAGCUGACUUCUACUUUUGUCUGCUUUUUUAGUGACAUCUUAUCGUUGAUUUGAUUUUUUUUGAAAGUCUGUUACCAGUUUUCCAAUAACGUAUCGUAGGUUGACUAAUAUAGUGUUGUGUGAUUUAAUUUUAUAAUUGUAGCUGCUUAUUUAAAGAAAUUAUGCACAAUAUUGCAAUAGUAAUUUUGAAGUAACUGUAAGGUAGAAGUAGUAAAUACAGUACAACAUAAAUAAAUGUAAAAAAAAAUGUGCACAAAUAUUUCACGUUAUUUAAAUUAUUAUUAAAAAUAUUAACUUGUGUUUUUUUUUUUGGGGGGGGGGACUGACCCUCCAAUAUGUUGACAGCUUCACCUUUAAUGUUAGAAAUUGCACAUUUCUUUGUACUGAGCCCAGGGGGUGGAGGGGGGCUGCCCUGAUGGCUCGGUUUGUCAUUGCUGUUCUGUGUAAAUGUUCGCUUGCACUCAAGUAGUUAUAGAAGUAAAAAUGAGAAAAUGUACCUGGCUAUUUUGUGCUACUGCAACCUGAACAAGGUUUUUUGCUUAGGUGAUAUUAUUUUAUGUGUUACUGCUGUUUGUUGCCCAAACAACUGAAAAUAAACAUUGAGUUUUUGGAACUGCA
This is a messenger RNA of Cynoglossus semilaevis (tongue sole), 3699 nucleotides long. Its product is annotated as monocarboxylate transporter 2-like. NCBI's taxonomy places the organism in Eukaryota, Metazoa, Chordata, Actinopteri, Pleuronectiformes, Cynoglossidae. The record is from RefSeq and is a predicted model, not a curated record. The transcript has 5 exons. Gene Ontology annotation, biological process: transmembrane transport; monocarboxylic acid transport. Gene Ontology annotation, molecular function: monocarboxylic acid transmembrane transporter activity. Bases 412 to 1887 code for a protein of 491 amino acids. Gene Ontology annotation, cellular component: basolateral plasma membrane.